GAAGUACUACUAUAUUUAUAUAACUUCUGUAAUCAGUAAAUACAAGUAUACAAUGUAUUUAUUGUAUAAUUACGACAGAUGCGCCACACACUAGUCAGUCUCGGAACACUACCACAGACGCCGGUUGUUCCGUUCAUAAACAUUUUGCUCUCCGAUUUUAUAAGCCAUGUUGCUCCUACUCACGUGGGUGGUAGUGAUCAUCACCGCCGUAGUGCUAUACCUGCGCCAAACCUACAGCUACCUGCGCCGCGAUGGCAUCAACCAUCUGCCGACUAUCCCAUUCUUCGGCAACCUCUUCUGGGUUAUGUUCCAGAAGGAGCACUUCGUUGAUCUCAUAGCGAAGGUUACCAAUGCCUUCCCUGAUGACAAGAUAGUUGGUAACUACGACAUGAUGACUCCGAUACUGAUCAUCCGAGACCUGGAGAUGUUGAAGCGUGUAACUGUGAAGGAUUUCGAGCACUUCAUAGACCGGCGCAGCUUCACCUCCGAGUUGGAUCCUAUGUUCGGGAGAGGUCUACUGCUGCUGCAUGGAGAUGAAUGGAAGGCGAUGCGGUCUACAAUGAGCCCAGCCUUCACCAGCUCCAAGAUACGGCUGAUGGUGCCGUUCAUGGAGGAGGUUUGCUUGGACAUGAUCAAAGUACUCAAACAGAGGAUCAAGGAUUCUGGAACUUCUUACUACGACAUGGAGUGUAAAGAAGUGAUGACGAGGUACGCGAAUGACGUCAUCGCCUCGUGUGCCUUCGGCCUGAAGGUGGACUCCCUGACGGCAGACAGUGAGUUCUACGUGAACAGCAAGGCCAUCACCAAGUUUACUUUCUGGAGGUUCAUGAAGGUCAUGUUCUACAGGCUGUUCCCUUCCGUGGCCGGGAUGAUGCAACUCUCACUAGUGCCAAAGGAGACAACAGACUACUUCACGAAUGUGGUCCUCGGUACAAUGAAGAACAGGGAGCAGAACAAAAUCGUCAGGAACGAUAUGAUCAACAUCCUCAUGGAAGUUAAGAAAGGACAACUCACUCAUGAGAAGGAAGGUAAAGACGCUGACGCUGGCUUUGCAACAGUUGAAGAGUCACAUAUCGGGAAGAAACCACAUAAUUAUGAGUGGACCGACACAGACCUGGUAGCGCAGGCAGCGUUGUUCCUGUUCGCUGGCUUCGACACAAUAUCCACGGCGAUGUCGUUCAUCCUGUACGAGCUGGCGCUGAACCAGGACGUGCAGGAGCGGCUGGUGCGGGAGAUCAGGGAGUACGACGCCAAGAACAACGGGAAGCUUGACUACAACAGUAUACAGAACAUGACUUAUUUGGAUAUGGUGGUGUCAGAGGGUAUGAGACUGUGGCCAGCAGCUCCGUUCAUGGACAGAGUGUGUGUGAAUGACUACAACAUUGGAAGACCCAACAAAGAAGCUACCAAGGAUUUGAUCAUUCGUAAGGGCCAGUGUAUUGUGAUCCCGGCGUAUGCCCUCCACCGAGACCCUGAGUACUUCCCCAACCCUACGAAAUUCGACCCGGAACGGUUCUCCCAUGAAAACCGGGACAAAAUCGUCCCGUUCACUUAUUUACCGUUUGGGCUGGGACCUAGGAAUUGUAUCGGAUCCCGCUUCGCCCUGUGUGAGGUGAAAGUAAUGCUGUACUUGUUGCUCCGUGACCUGAAGCUGACCACCUGUGACAAAACCCCGGUCCCUGCGCGGCUGAGCAAGAAUGGCUUCGAAAUGUUAAUCUACGGCGGUGCCUGGGUUCGAUUGUCUGUUCGCACUGAAUAACGCAUUAUGGAAAAUAUUUGUUAAUUAUUUCGUAAGGAAUGUAAAUAUCUAUUGUUGUAUGUAAGUUUUAUAUUAUUUUAAUAAAUAUACUUUUGUAUA
Spodoptera frugiperda (fall armyworm) is the source of this 1858-nucleotide messenger RNA. Its product is annotated as cytochrome P450 9e2-like. Bases 167 to 1759 code for a protein of 530 amino acids. The record is from RefSeq and is a predicted model, not a curated record. Lineage: Eukaryota; Metazoa; Arthropoda; Insecta; Lepidoptera; Noctuidae. Gene Ontology annotation, molecular function: heme binding; oxidoreductase activity, acting on paired donors, with incorporation or reduction of molecular oxygen; iron ion binding. The transcript is spliced from 11 exons.